Mesorhabditis spiculigera is the source of this 873-nucleotide messenger RNA. Lineage: Eukaryota; Metazoa; Nematoda; Chromadorea; Rhabditida; Rhabditidae. The record is from the annotation of a GenBank genome assembly.
AUGGCGGCCUCCCCGACGAUGGAGUCGCCAGUGAAAACGGUGCUGAAACUGCACUACGAGCGGUUCGCCCGCGACGCGUGCAUCCGCGUACGCAAUACCGUCGAUAUUUUGGACGAGAGAUUGGAGGUGAAAAGUGCCCCGGGCCUGGCGAAUCGCCUGCUGAAUGCGAAGUGUUGCCUGAUCAACCAACUGGCCGACCUGCUCGCCCGCGCCUACAACAUCUACCAGAAGCUGCACGACCUGCAGCCGUACAUCCGCUAUCUGGCCCAUCUUCGCCGGAAUAUCGACAGUGCCGCCGAAUUGGUGGCCAGGGAUUGCCGGAAACGUCAUCCCGAUGAUGGAAAGACUGAUACCCCUCGCGUCCCCUGGACGCCCAUCUUCACCAAGUCCGAAGUCUACGACAUCCUCGAAGAGCACGGGCUCACCUUUGAUCGCAUCAAUCAGAGAAAGGCGAGCACGACGCCCCCAUUGAGCAGCAGCUCAUCUUCAACCCUUCUCUCGCCGGAGACCUCGAGCUAUGUCAGCGCCCAGGAAUCGACACCACCUCCCAAAAACAACCGGGUGAAGGCCGUCAAGGGGACGUUUAAGGAUCCGCUGUUGGCAUAUUCUCCGAUCAAUACGUCUCGGCUGAACUUGUUGCUGUCGCCGCCGCCAUCGCCGCUGCCCGAUCGUCUCGUCUACUCGCCGCAGUUGCUCGGAAACGUGCUGAGCCCGUUGAGCGUCCUCGGCCGCCCCAGUCUCUCCUCUAUCGCAGAUUCCCCGCCCCAUCCCCCCAAGCCGCCAACUCCAAGCCGUUCGAUCGACUCGCCUCAGCCGCCCCCGCCCAAGCUGAAUUUCGACAUUGGCGAUGAGGACGAGGAAUCCAGCGAGGGA